Messenger RNA from Kockovaella imperatae, 2374 nucleotides. Its product is annotated as putative sterol O-acyltransferase. Gene Ontology annotation, molecular function: ergosterol O-acyltransferase activity. Lineage: Eukaryota; Fungi; Basidiomycota; Tremellomycetes; Tremellales; Cuniculitremaceae. The record is from RefSeq and is a predicted model, not a curated record. Gene Ontology annotation, cellular component: endoplasmic reticulum membrane. The transcript is spliced from 10 exons. Bases 373 to 2289 code for a protein of 638 amino acids. Gene Ontology annotation, biological process: ergosterol metabolic process.
UUUUUUCCGCGGAACACCACCAACUUUCGGUCGACAAAUCGUCAUCAGCUCAUUGAACACUUUCAUGAACCACGACGACCGGCGACGACAUUUUGACGAUUGGGAAAAGACUGCUAUAUCUCUGACUAGGUCUAUACGCAGCUCACAGGGGGUUCAUAACAGUGCCGAAGACUCACCCAGCUGGCACCACGACCGCAGGUACACAGACAGACAGAAGACACUUCGGCCCACGUCUGUGCCGCUGCACGGAUCCGUCUCCAUUCCAGGUCUAGUCGAGAUUAGACGUGCAAGGCUCUGCACCGAGCUCAUUCGAGCCUUUCUAAGUCCGCCCUUCACCUGUGUCCCAGCACCAAUCGGCUCACUGCGUAUAGUAUGGUAGCCACCCGCUCUAGCUCUGUACCUAGGUCCAUCGCCACUCCCGAGGACAACACUUCGACCGACAUGUCAUCGGAUUCGACAGCGAUGGCUACCAUCAGUCCCUCCUCGAUAUCACAUACGUCUCCCUCUCAUAUCCCUGUCCCGGGCGGAGAGAUCCUGGUCCGACCUUAUCGUUCAUCUUCCAACGCUCAACUCAAGGCUGUACUCAGUUUCGAACCUCGAGUCUCGAGUCUAGAUAGAGAGAAUGUCAGAAGUCAACGAGACGAGUUUAGAGGGUUCUUCACUCUCUUCUGGAUAGGUCUCGCACUUUUAUUCCUCCGAACAUCCUUCCAGUCUUGGGAAGAGAAUCAUACACCUCUAUCAUGGACUUUUGGCAGGCUCAUCACUAGAGAUGCUAUCGUCUUGGCUAUCUCCGACGCCGUCAUGUCUUCCACCAUGUUCGUCUGCGUCAUCUUUGUCAAGUGCCUUCAGAAGCAAUGGUUCCCGUAUUACUACACUGGAGUCAUCAUCCAGCAUAUCCUUCAGACAGCUUACCUCUUCACAGCAAUCUGGUGGGGAUAUCACAGGCAAUGGUAUUGGGUCCAAGCUGGAUUCUUGGUCUUGCACUGUCUCUCAAACCUGAUGAAAAUGCACUCGUACAUGGCUCAUAACGGAAUGUUAGCGACCGUCUUCCUCCGUCUAGGUCUCGAGCGAAAGCAACUCUCGGCUCUAGUCAACGCUCAUCCGGGAGGAAGAGAGGCAGCUUACGCUGAAGCGGCAGCUCACAAAGCGGAUCUAGAAGCCCAAGAAGCAGCCACUCCCAUUGGGACACCUUCACCCAUUAGUCCAAGCCUUCAGCCCGUGGACUCUUCGUCCAGUCAGAAUCUGCCUCUGCGCGAGGGAUCAAACACCACCAUUGACCUAGAGGUCCCAAAAGGGACUGGGCAAAGUAAAAGCGUCGAUUCAAACGAGCUGCGCCGCCGCGUGGCCUCUAUCUCUCACCAACAGCAAUCACCUCGACCACCCAGUAAACGUACAGGCACAGCUAUCGAAGCUCUGCCAAAGGUCUCCAGCGGAUUGCCAGCAGGUACAUCCCUCGAGCCCUCUCGAAGAACACGAACACACGAAGCCAAAGCUCCUUCGCCGCUAUCUUGGCAUCCCGAUCAACAAAUUGCCAUCCUUGCAAGAAAUAUUGACGCCAUGGAAGAUGAAUUGAAGAGUAAUGGCGCCUUGGGACUUGUCUGGCCGCAGAAUGUCACCUUCAAGCAUUUCUUUGAAUACAUGAGCUUCCCGACAUUAGUCUAUCAGCUAGAAUAUCCCAGGACGAAUGAGAUGCGCCCGUUAGUCGUCAUUGAAAAGGUCAUUGCGACUUUUGGCACCUUUUCGCUCAUCUACCUCAUCACGGAGCAUUACAUCCUGCCUUACACGCCGAGGCCCGACGAGCCGCUUUUCCGGAGCUUCAUCAAUCUCGCGCUACCCAUGAUGGUCAACUACCUCUUGAUCUUCUACAUCAUCUUUGAGUGUGUCUGCGCGGGAUUUGCCGAGCUCUCAUACUUCGCGGACAGAGAGUUCUAUCAAGACUGGUGGAACUCGACUUCCUGGGAUCAGUUCUCGCGGAAGUGGAAUAAGCCGGUCCACACUUUCCUCCUGCGUCACGUCUAUGCCUCUACGAUUGACGGUUUCCAGCUCUCAAAGACGUCUGCGACAUUCGUCACGUUCCUACUUUCCGCACUUUGCCAUGAACUCGUCAUGGCAGUAGUGACGAAGAAGAUACGACCCUACUUGUUCCUCAUGCAGAUGGCUCAAUUACCAAUGAUUUACCUUGGUAAAGUGCCUGCCAUUAAGAGGAAUAAGACGCUGGGGAAUAUAGUCUUUUGGGUGGGACUAAUGUGCGGAUUUCCGUUACUUGCUGUAGGGUAUCUCCGUUAUUGAGCCAAGUUCAGCCGACGGCUAUAUCACAAAGUGUCUGUAUCUUGCAUGCAACGUCGCAAAAAGUAAGGCUGCAGGGGCCAAGAUG